UUGUAGCUGAUCUGCUUGUAGGAGGCACUGCUUUGUCAAUGGCACAUCCAAAAAACCUGAAACCUCUCUGAAUGGCGUUUCCCAGCCAGCUGCUGUUGUGCAAAGGACAACUCAUUGGCAGGCUCUCGCCCACAGAGAUGCAGCGUCUGUAGAUCGCAUCGGUUCCUCGUCCUAGAGGCUGAAUUCUCCCAUUCUCUCGGAUCGCAGCAGACCAGGGCUUUCGCAAGACCCGCGAGAAAGAGUUUCACGUCAAACCCUCUGGGAUCAACGCUGAGUUCAUCCUGAGCAAGAAUGAAAUGGUGAAGUUUGACUUUGGAUUGGAAGACUUGUUUCGUGUGGAUUGGAGUGAAUAUUGACCCUCCUCCCCCCCCACUUUGAUCUCAAUCGAGCCAUGGCGAAGAGUGCCGAGGUGAAGCUGGCCGUCUUCGGGAAGGCAGGUGUGGGCAAGUCAGCUAUUGUGGUAAGGUUUCUGACCAAGAGAUUCAUCUGGGAAUAUGAUCCCACACUGGAAUCUACAUAUCGGCACCAAGCUACGAUUGACGAUGAGGCAGUUACUAUGGAACUAUUAGACACAGCCGGGCAGGAGGAUGCAAUUCAGAGGGAAAGCCACAUGCGAUGGGGAGACGGCUUUGUCCUGGUGUACGACAUCACCGACCGAGUCAGCUUCGAGGAGCUGGUGUCCCUUAAGAACGCUCUGGAUGAAAUCAAAAAGCCGAAAAACGUGACAUUGAUUCUUAUGGGGAACAAAGCUGACCUGGACCAUUCCAGGCAGGUGACCGUAGAGGAAGGAGAGAAGCUGGCCACGGAGAUGGCCUGCGCUUUUUACGAGUGCUCAGCGUGCACCGGAGAAGGGAACAUCAAUGAAUCUUUCUACGAGCUGUGCAGGGAGGUGCGUCGGAGGAAAAUGAUUCAAGGCAAAACCAGGCGGAGAAGCUCCACCACCCACGUCAAGCAGGCGAUCAAUAAGAUGUUAACCAAGAUCAGUAGCUAAGCAAACAUGUGCAAUAUGUUAAAACCUAGAUUUUAAAAAAGUAGCAUCAGAGUGAAUACUAGUAAACAAAGCAGUAAACAGAGACUGCCUUAGCUUCUGACGACAACUUUCUUCACAGUUGCCAUAGAUAGACCCUGAUCCUAUCUGACAGAUACCACAAUGUCCAUUAGUAUUCCACAUCUGUCCGGACAAUCCAGAUGCCAUUAGGCUGGUAACACCUCUGUGGAAAAGAUGUGAUUCCUAAGCAAAUAAGACUUUUCAUUUAAUUUCUUCGCCCUCCCCAGAACUAUUUUUAGGUAAAUAAAUGACUGGUGGCUCUCCUGAAAGAGGAGUUCAUUUUAAUGGUUUAACAAAAUUGAAAUCAUCAACUGUGAGGGAGAAAUUCCUCUUGAAUCUAAAUUUAGUGAAACGAGCAAUCAGCUGCCGGUUUAAAUACACAAUCACUCCACUUUAUAAUAUAUUCUGUGAAGCACUUUGAGACGUCUCAAUGACAUGAUAAAGCGCUAUAUCAAAUGCAAGGGUUAUUAUUAUUAUUAUUACUCUGUGUAGCAUUCUACAGUGCCCAGAAUGUGGCAAAAUCUUAAAUACAGCCUUAAUUUUGCACCCAGGAUUCUAAAAGUUCUUUUAAGAAAUUCGGAAAAACAGAGUCAAAGUUGAAACUGAAUUCAACAAUUAGCCAAGUUCUUGACGUCUAAAACGCUACAUAAAUACAGUAAAUCUAGACUCGGGUAUGAAUUCUCCCCACAUCUUUUUAAACCAGCGCAUUGCAUGAGAUCAUAUUAGUCAGCAUGGAACAAAAUUAUUUUACAACCCAUCAGAAAUGUUAACUUCACUGGGUAUAAAUGCCUUAAAGUGAUUGGAGACUCUGAACUUGAAUACAAUAAAGUUUCAAAAAUGUCCAGCCCAAACCUGAAUCUACUCAAGCAUCACGUAGAUGAAUUGGACCUUUAGUUUUGCUGUUGAUUUAUCAUGAAACAUAGGAACAGAAAGAGGCCAUCAGCCAUUUAGACCGUUCCCACAUGUUUAGACCAUGGCAAAUCUCUAAAGGACCUUGCUGAUAAAUGUGAUCGAUGCUUUGUUUGAAAACAAAAAUGUUUGCUUUAUUCAUUUAAUCACUACUUUUUAACAUUAAUUUGUCCGUCAUCUAAUGGCUAUUUGCACAACAUGUUGUACAAUCAAUAAUGAGACGUUCAUCUUGGGAAGCAUAAAUGGGUUAGUAGUGACACACUCUAUCAAGAUAUUGAUCUCAACAUGCUUGAUCUGUUAAUGGUUUUACUGGUAGUUGCCAAACAGUUUCAAGCAAAAAGGUUUUUGAACAUUAUUAUGGAUUCCUUUCCGUCUAGAUUUCUAUUUAAUGAUAAAUGAUGAUUGAUUUCAAACAAUAUUGUUUGCUCUUUCCAUUUAAUUCAUCGAAAAGUACCCAAUGCACUAUGAGGAGUAUUCACUUCUUAAAUUUCAGAAACCACAUAAUGGAUUUAAAGAAGUUUUUUUUCAGCUAAGGCUAUUGACCCUAAUAUAGUUUAAUCGUAGACUUCUCCUAUUUUUUCUUUCUUAAAACGUCUUAAAACUAACUGGUGACUAGAGUAAAGUAUUACAAACGGAACAAAUGUACAAACAGUAGCUCCUUGUGUAUUUACCAUUACUUUGCUGUUGUAACUUGCUUCAUCAUGUAAAAUAAAUCCUGAAAUAUU
This is a messenger RNA of Callorhinchus milii (elephant shark), 2682 nucleotides long. It is a transcript of the gene rerg, whose product is annotated as RAS-like, estrogen-regulated, growth inhibitor. Lineage: Eukaryota; Metazoa; Chordata; Chondrichthyes; Chimaeriformes; Callorhinchidae. The transcript has 5 exons. The record is from RefSeq and is a predicted model, not a curated record. Bases 392 to 991 code for a protein of 199 amino acids. Gene Ontology annotation, molecular function: GTP binding; GTPase activity.